AACUAAGCAUACUUGACUACUUGAGAGAGAAACACCAUAGAAGUUUUUAACAAAAUCGCACCCUCUCCCACCCGAACUGCACCCGCUCCGCCGAGGUUUCCCAAUGUCGAUCUUAAAAAUUCUUCUAGCGGUGUCUAUAUCUGGGUGGGCAAUUGCAUUGAUUACCAUUGUAGGUUUGUGCGUUCUUUUCUACGUACACUUCCGUUUACGUAAGAAGCACCAUGUUGGCGAUGUUGCUACCACCAUUACCACUGCUACUACUGUGGCUGGCCCAGUUGCACAAGGGGAAGUAAUCGAUCCGGAUAUUGAAGCCCACAACAUAUUCGGUUUUGAUGAGUUGUUGCAGGCAACCAAUGGCUUUUCCCGCGAUCGUCUGAUUGGAGAGGGCGGUUUCGGACUGGUGUAUCAGGCCGUAUUGGAGGACGGGAGAGAGGUAGCGAUCAAAAGGCUUAGGGAAGGCAGCCGUCAGAUCGAGCAAUUUGCCACGGAGAUGAAGUUAAAAAAUCAUCUCGCUCAUAAUUCUAUUGUCAGAAAUUUUGGUUGUUGUAUUGAGGGGCGGGAAAGAUGUAUCGUCUACUCUCUCGCCCAUGAAGGAAGUUUAGAAUCUCACAUUAAAGAUUUACCACGAAAGAAGGAGUUAAAUUGGAAGAGGCGAUACGAAAUUGCCCUUGGGGUAGCUUCUGCGAUCCAGUUCCUUCACACCGGUGAAUCUGGCCAUGUGAUUAUUCAUCGGGACAUCAAGAGUUCCAAUAUCUUAUUGGACCACCAAUUCAAACCAAAGCUAGCUGAUUUUGGAAUUGCAAAGAUGUCUGAGGAAGAAUUUACCCACUUGACUACUGAGGCUAAAGGGACUAUUGGCUAUAUGGAUCCAAGCUACAGUCAAACAGGAAAGCUUACUAUGGAAUCGGAUGUUUUUUCUUUUGGAGUUGUUCUUCUCGAAUUAAUAACGGGAAUAAAUCCAACCGAUAAUAAAAGUCUUCCUGUUGGUGUUGCUAUGGUUCAUUGGGCUACCCAGCUCAUCAAGCAAGGUUUAGAAGAUGAAAAUUUUAAGGACUUGGUUGACAAGAGACUGGAGCAAUAUGAUGUUCAACAAUUGCGGGAGAUGACCACUUGUGCAGCAUUAUGUGUUCGUAAAAACCCCACUGAUCGGCCAAAGAUGAGCGAGAUUGUCCAGGUUUUGGAAGGAAAUAUUCCAGCUAGAGAGAUUGCUGGAGCUAGUGGAAUCUGGAGUGAAGAGGAAGAUAAUGCUCGGGAGUUAUGGUCAAUGGCAUUUGAAGGUCAAAGUUCGCAAGUGCAACUAUCCAAUUGCUCUACUGUCUGGAUCUUAAGCUUUACAUUGGGCACCUUGGGUAGCAUUUUUUGCUUUUCUUUCAUGAGAAGCAAUUCUUCUAUUUCUAGGUACAGUUGGUCUGAUUAAACUUCAUGGGUACAAUGGUCAGCUUCUAAACAGUUUUCUAUAAACUGUUCUGCUGUGAUCCUUCAUCAGCUCAAGUGUUUAUUCUACUCCAAAUUACUCGAUCCUGACGUUUGAGAAAAGUUGGUAAUAGUACUUGGAAUCAAGUGGACCAGAGUGGUUAUUGCAUUUACUUUUUUUCUAUCAAAUGACAGUCAUUAUGUAGCUUUUGUGUGCAGUACUGUAGGUUCUGGUAUUGUUUAACACCUUAAGAUAGUUAAUUGUUAGUGAGAAACAAGUCAAAAGUUCAACUAGCAUAUGUUUUCCUAAUAUUACACUAUAUUAUACUGCCACUUCAACUCUGUUUCCACA
Messenger RNA from Beta vulgaris subsp. vulgaris (sugar beet), 1765 nucleotides. RefSeq names its product putative serine/threonine-protein kinase. Bases 104 to 1417 code for a protein of 437 amino acids. The record is from RefSeq and is a predicted model, not a curated record. Gene Ontology annotation, biological process: protein phosphorylation. NCBI's taxonomy places the organism in Eukaryota, Viridiplantae, Streptophyta, Magnoliopsida, Caryophyllales, Amaranthaceae. The transcript is spliced from 9 exons. Gene Ontology annotation, molecular function: protein kinase activity; ATP binding.